Messenger RNA from Galeopterus variegatus (Sunda flying lemur), 2254 nucleotides. RefSeq names its product collagen, type XXIII, alpha 1 (gene COL23A1). The coding region runs from base 232 to 1191 and encodes 319 amino acids. The record is from RefSeq and is a predicted model, not a curated record. NCBI's taxonomy places the organism in Eukaryota, Metazoa, Chordata, Mammalia, Dermoptera, Cynocephalidae. The transcript is spliced from 24 exons.
GGCCCACUGGGUCUGGAUGGCAAGCCUGGACUUCCGGGCCCCAAAGGGGAAAAGGGUGCCCCAGGAGACUUUGGCCCCCGGGGAGACCAAGGGCAAGAUGGAGCUGCUGGGCCUCCAGGGCCCCCUGGACCCCCGGGGGCCCGGGGCCCUCCUGGCGACACUGGAAAAGAUGGCCCCAGGGGAGCUCAAGGCCCAGCGGGUCCCAAAGGAGAGCCUGGAAAAGACGGCGAGAUGGGCCCACGGGGACCUCCAGGGCCCAAGGGUGAACCUGGCAUUCCUGGAAAGAACGGGGAUGACGGGUCACCAAGCCAACCAGGGCUCCCUGGACCCCCAGGGCCCAAGGGCGAGCCAGGGGGUGUGGGGCCCCAAGGAGAGAACGGCAUGGAUGGUGCCCCGGGACCAAAGGGGGAGCCCGGCCUCCGAGGAGCCGAUGGAGCCGCAGGGCCCCGGGGUCCCCCGGGUCCCAAGGGCGAGCAAGGAGACACAGUGGUGAUCGACUACGAUGGCAGGAUCCUGGAUGCCCUUAAGGGUCCUCCUGGGCCUCAGGGGCCCCCGGGGCCACCAGGAAUCACUGGAGCCAAGGGUGAGCUCGGAUUGCCCGGUGCCCCAGGAAUCGAUGGAGAGAAGGGUUCCAAAGGACCAAAAGGAGACCCAGGGGAGCCUGGGCCAACUGGACUCAAAGGGGAAGUGGGGGAGAUGGGCUUGCCCGGCCUCCCGGGCGCUGAUGGCCCCAAGGGAGAAAAGGGAGAUUCGGCUUCUGACAACCUACAGGAGAGCCUGGCCCAGAUCAUAGUGGAACCAGGGCCCCCUGGCCCUCCCGGUCCCCCAGGCCCUAUGGGCCUUCAGGGAAUCCAGGGUCCCAAGGGCUUGGAUGGAGCAAAGGGAGAGAAGGGUGUGUCGGGUGAGAGAGGUCCCAGCGGCCUGCCUGGGCCGGUUGGCCCACCAGGCCUUAUUGGGCUGCCAGGAACCAAAGGAGAGAAGGGCAGACCAGGGGAGCCAGGACUAGAUGGUUUCCCUGGACCCCGAGGAGAAAAAGGCGACCGGAGCGAUCGUGGGGAGAAGGGAGAGCGGGGUGUCCCCGGCCGGAAAGGAGUGAAGGGCCAGAAGGGUGAACCAGGACCUCCAGGCCUGGACCAGCCAUGUCCUGUGGGUCCCGAUGGGCUGCCUGUGCCUGGCUGCUGGCAUAAGUGAUCCCCAGACCCAGCUCACAACCUGUACAGAUCUGUGUGGACGUUUUUAAUUUUUGUAUAAACAAAACAGUAAUAUAUUGAUCAUUUUUCACGGGAUGCGCCACUUGUGGCCUUUUAACAUGGGAGAGUGUGCCAGCCCAGUCCCGGAAUCAUCAGCAUGUGAAGCUAGCAGAAAAGUGGACAGGCCAGUCCAGGGGAAUUGUGACUUGAGGGCCACCCGUGGGUCUUGGCUUUCCUAGGAAGGAGACGAAGGUGGAAGUGCCUGGCUCAGGUGAAGCUGGAACGAUGCCAGGUUGAGACUUCAGUCACCUGAUUAACAGAGACUCACAGCUGUCCUGCCACCCUGCAAGAGCCUGUCCCCUGAAGCUCUGGAGCCCCCAGGUCACACCCUAUCCAAGAAGGCCCAGGGCUUGGACAGAAGCUGCUUCUGGCCUCUCCAGCCUCCGGACUCAGCCCCAACAAGCUGCUCCCUGGACCCUGAAUUCACCAGGGCAGUACAGGACUCCCACCCAGCAUUUGCAGCUGCACCCAAGGAGCAGUCAGUGUAAAGCACCCAAGUGGGUCUAGCUCCUGCUAAGUUCAGUAGGCAUCAGGUAGCCAGCCUGCCGUGAUAACAUGUGUCCUAGUCCUCUGGCUGAGCUAUGUGAUUUGGAGCCAGCUGCAGGGAGCCCAGUGAUCCCUGAGUGUGGGGACAGAGGGUCCCAGCCUGGACUGGCUGCUGCUUCCUGUCUCUGUCUUCCCAUCAUCCAGAGCAGGGACAGGAUGGGACUUUGCCGGGCCUCCAGCUCAGAGUUCAAGUCUCGCUAGCCCUGAGUCUCCUGCCCCGAACUCUGGUCAGCCUGCCAAAAAUGGCCCUCCUGGUGAGUUGUGCAGAUAAAGUGAACCUCAGGGCUGGUGCCCAGCUGGCCUGAGCAGGGAGCCUGUGAUCCAGCCACCUGUGCUCUAAUGAAUAGGCUUUUCCACCUCUAACAAGGAUUCCCAGCAACUGGCUCCAUCCUGGCUACUCACCUUCCCUUUCUGUGUAGAUGGAUAUUGCUGCGUGUAAUAAACCACAAGUGUGUGUC